CGGGGGAGUAAUCCCCAAAUCUAGCUUGUUGUAAAAAAAACGAUUUUGUAUAGAAAAAAAAAGUCCACAGGUCUGGCACAGCUCGGAUCAGCCUCUGACCCAACCGUGAGCGACUAGUAAACAAAGCGCGGCGGGCCAUGUGAGGUGGUGCAUGUGAACACCACCAAUACGGCCAAUCCCCGCGCCUUAAAUUAACCGGCGACAACUGCUGCGCCUCCGCAACCCGCGCCCGGCGUCGUCUCCUCCCUCUCUCCAGUCUUCUUCCUUCUAACUUCUUCCCAACCCCGCAGCUAGCAAUUAAAAACAUUUCCGACUCGCAGACGCGCGCACCGGCCAGACGCCCGCCGAUCUCUCUUAUAUAUUCCGCUCCCGCGCCCCACCGGCAUUUCGUCAACCCGCGGCGCAUUUCGUCGGAAGCGUGCGUCCGUAUACGAUCACGAUCCAAUUCCCAGCAGAGAAUGGCAGCAAUGGCGCCAGCCGAGGUGCCGUCCUACUUCCUCUGCCCGAUCUCGCUGCAGCUGAUGCGCGACCCGGUCACGCUCCCCACCGGCAUCUCCUACGACCGCGCCGCCAUCUCGCGCUGGCUCGCCGCGCCCUCGCCCGCGCCCGCGCGCACCUGCCCCGUCACGCGCGAGCCGCUCGCGCCGGAGCUGCAGCUCACGCCCAACCACACCCUCCGCCGCCUCAUCGUCUCGUGGAUCGCGUCCCUCUCCCCCGGUAAGCACGCCGACGUGGACGACGAGGUGGCCGCCGCGCUGCGACCCGUGCACCGCGAGGAGCUCACUUCGCUGCUGUCCGACGCCGGCAAGGCCCACGCCCAGGUCGGAGCGCUGAAGAAGCUCGGGGAGCUGGUGGCCGAGUGCGAGGACAGGAGAGCGAUGCUGGAAUCCCAGGACGGGGUGUUCGACGUGCUGUCCCGCGUCCUGACGGGCGCCAGCGCUUGCUCCACGGCGCGGGAGGAGGCCGUCGGGGUCCUCGCCUCGCUCCGGAUCCCUCAGCAGGAACUCGUCCGCGUCGUCUCCAGGCACGGCAACCUGGUCGAGUCCCUCACCGCCGUGCUCCGCUCCCCGAACCCCAGGUCACGAGCACACGCCGUGCGGCUCGUGAGGUCCCUGGCCGACGUGGCCGUGCCGGCCUGGAUGAUCGGGCUCGACCAGGACCUUCUCGCCGAGGUGGUCCGCGUGGUCCGCGGCCGGGACAUGCCGGCGCGCGCGACCAAGGCGGCGCUCCACGCGCUCUCCGCGCUGUGCCCGUACGGCAGGAACCGCGUCAAGAUCGUGGGCGCCGGGGCCGUGGCGGCGCUCGUGGAGCUGCUGCUGGACGAGCCCGAGAGGCGCGUGUGCGAGCUCGCGCUGGCCGUGCUGGACCGGCUGUGCACGUGCGCCGAGGGCCGCGCCGAGCUGGUGGCGCACGCGGCGGGCGUGGCCGUGGUGGGGAAGAAGGUGCUCCGGGUGUCCGAGGCGGCGACCGAGCGGGCGGUGCGCGUGCUCCGCUCCGUGGCGCGGCACGCGGCCACGCCCGCCGUGCUGCAGGAGAUGGCGCAGGCGGGAGUCGUGGGCAAGCUGUGCCUGGCGAUGCGGUCGGAGCUGUGCGGGGUCAAGACCAAGGAGAAGGCGCACGAGGUGCUCAAGCUGCACUCCAGGGUCUGGAGGAGCUCGCCCUGCCUGUCUCCCAAGUUCUUGGCGCUCUACCCGUCGUGAUCAUCCAUUACUCCCGUCUUGUUCAUCGGAAUGCAUCUGUUUAUUCAUUGUUCUUUUUUUUUGUUGCAACAAUUUUGUUUCUAAUUUCUUUGGAUUCGGAGGGCAUGGAUUGUGCCUGCAGAAGAGAAAUACUACUCCACAUGACUA
Brachypodium distachyon (stiff brome) is the source of this 1847-nucleotide messenger RNA. RefSeq names its product E3 ubiquitin-protein ligase PUB23. The transcript has a single exon. Gene Ontology annotation, molecular function: protein binding; ubiquitin protein ligase activity. Bases 459 to 1700 code for a protein of 413 amino acids. The record is from RefSeq and is a predicted model, not a curated record. NCBI's taxonomy places the organism in Eukaryota, Viridiplantae, Streptophyta, Magnoliopsida, Poales, Poaceae. Gene Ontology annotation, biological process: protein ubiquitination.